Molecule: messenger RNA, 1052 nt
Organism: Camellia sinensis
Lineage: Eukaryota; Viridiplantae; Streptophyta; Magnoliopsida; Ericales; Theaceae
Product: RING/U-box superfamily protein
Biological process (GO): ubiquitin-dependent protein catabolic process
Cellular component (GO): nucleus
Molecular function (GO): ubiquitin protein ligase activity
Source: RefSeq, a predicted model, not a curated record
UUCCUCUCUCCCAUUUGAUCUCCAUAUGUUUCUUUAGAGAGAGAAAGUGAUAGAUCCAUUGUGUGUGAGAGAGAGAUGAAGAUGAAAAUGAUAAUAUGAGAGAGCUGUAUCCAAUCAUCAUCUCCAUGGUCCCCUCCUUUGUCGGCCAGUGCCAUCACCAUCUCCAUCAGUAAUGGGCAAGCUUGAAUUAUACAUCAAAACCAUACAAUAAACAUUUACAUACAUAUAGCUUUUUUUUUCUUUUUCUUUUUAGUUGUUAUAAAUGGCUGGAAUGCUCCCUGGAGUUGAAUGUGCCCGGAGGCGGCGGUUCCACCAAAGCGGAGGGUGGGCUGAUUCACCAAACACCAGCACGGGGCACGGCUGGACAAGGCGGCCGUCUUUUUGUUUAUAUACAAGCAAACAUGGAUCCCCUCUCAGCUUAAGCUCUUCCCUGAAAAGGAACACAGAGAACCAGGCACAUCAAGAUGAGAAGCUGGGAGGAGUGGCUAGAGAAGCCAAGGAGAGGUUGAAUGAGAGGCUGAGAGCACAAAGGAAAUCAGAAACCAAAAGGAACAAUAACCCAGAAAGCUUGAGGUGCAUAGAGGGAAGAACUGUGAUAUCAAGGGAUUUGCAAAUAGAGGUGUUUAGAUUAAAGAAAAAUGCGUCAAGCAGGAUGUUCAGUUGUGCAAAGCUGGGGUGGAAGGGCACAGACCAAGGUGAGUGUGCCAUUUGUUUGGAACAAUUCAAGUCUGGUGAGACCCUGGUCAACCUACCAUGCUCCCACAGGUUCCAUUCUAGGUGCUUGGUCCCAUGGCUGGAGACCAAUGCUCACUGCCCUUGUUGCAGAAUGGAGAUUUGAAUUAUACAAAAAAAACAAAAACAAAAACAAAACAAAAACAAAAACAAAAAAAACAAAAAAAGGUGUUUCAAGUUAUGUUAUUUCUCUUCUUUGUUCUGUAAAUUUUAGUCAUAAAAAUUACUUGAAUGGCCUUCCAGUUAAAAAGGAUUGGUUUGCACAAACUUCUGCAUGAUAUGAGAGUUGGUAUAUAUUGCCUGUUUUUUUCACUAUAUUA